Molecule: messenger RNA, 1366 nt
Organism: Elephantulus edwardii (Cape elephant shrew)
Lineage: Eukaryota; Metazoa; Chordata; Mammalia; Macroscelidea; Macroscelididae
Gene: WNT3
Product: wingless-type MMTV integration site family, member 3
Exons: 5
Coding region: 157-1224 (355 amino acids)
Biological process (GO): neuron differentiation; multicellular organism development; canonical Wnt signaling pathway
Cellular component (GO): extracellular region
Molecular function (GO): cytokine activity; frizzled binding
Source: RefSeq, a predicted model, not a curated record
GCGCUGGGCUCGGAGGGGGGCGGCUGCGGGUGGAGGUGCGCUUCUGACAAGCCCGAAAGUCAUUUCCAAUCUCAAGUGGACUUUGUUCCAACUAUUGGGGGCGUCGCUCCCCCUCUUCAUGGUCGCGGGCAAACUUCCUCCUCGGCGCCCGUUCUAAUGGAGCCCCACCUGCUCAGGCUGCUCCUGGGCCUCCUUCUCGGUGGCACCAGGGUCCUCGCCGGCUACCCGAUUUGGUGGUCCCUGGCCCUUGGCCAGCAGUACACGUCCCUGGGCUCACAGCCCCUCCUCUGCGGCUCCAUCCCAGGCCUGGUUCCCAAGCAACUGCGCUUCUGCCGAAAUUACAUCGAGAUCAUGCCCAGCGUGGCAGAGGGUGUGAAGCUGGGCAUCCAGGAGUGUCAGCACCAGUUCCGGGGCCGCCGGUGGAACUGCACCACUAUCGAUGACAGCCUGGCUAUCUUUGGGCCUGUCCUCGACAAAGCCACCCGCGAGUCGGCCUUCGUGCACGCCAUUGCCUCGGCCGGCGUGGCCUUUGCGGUCACGCGCUCCUGCGCCGAGGGCACCUCCACCAUCUGCGGCUGUGACUCGCAUCAUAAGGGCCCGCCCGGCGAGGGCUGGAAGUGGGGUGGCUGCAGCGAGGACGCCGACUUCGGGGUGCUGGUGUCUCGGGAGUUCGCAGAUGCACGCGAGAACAGGCCGGAUGCACGCUCUGCCAUGAACAAGCACAACAACGAGGCUGGUCGCACGACCAUCCUGGACCACAUGCACCUAAAGUGCAAGUGCCAUGGGCUUUCGGGCAGCUGCGAGGUGAAGACCUGCUGGUGGGCCCAGCCUGACUUUCGGGCCAUUGGCGACUUCCUCAAGGACAAAUAUGACAGCGCCUCGGAGAUGGUGGUGGAGAAGCACCGCGAGUCCCGCGGCUGGGUGGAGACCCUGCGUGCCAAGUACGCGCUCUUCAAGCCACCCACCGAGAGGGACCUGGUGUACUACGAGAACUCCCCCAACUUUUGCGAGCCCAACCCCGAGACGGGCUCCUUUGGCACCAGGGACCGAACUUGCAAUGUCACCUCCCACGGCAUUGAUGGCUGUGACCUGCUCUGCUGUGGCCGUGGCCACAACACGAGGACGGAGAAGCGCAAGGAGAAAUGCCACUGCAUCUUCCACUGGUGCUGUUACGUCAGCUGUCAGGAGUGCAUCCGCAUCUAUGACGUGCACACCUGCAAGUAGCAGGCCAGGGUGCUGGGAACGGGUGACGUGUGUGACUGAGCGGAUUCACCGAAGUCCCGUGGGAAGCAGGACCUAGAGCAGGGGCUCGGCCCCUGGCAUCGGACAGCACCGAUAAGGACUGUUGCCAGAUGCACUUGGUAAA